AUGGGGAUUCUUUGUGUGAUGCAAGGCAAACAUAAGAUAGGGUUGGAUUUUAAAAUUCGCUGCGUCCAAGUGGGCGACAGAUUAGUCAAAAUUCAACUGUGGGACACCUCGGGACAGGAGCGGUUCCGGUCAAUGACUCAGGCUUACUAUCGGGGAGCCGCUGGGGUCAUGCUGGUCUAUGACAUCACAGAGGAAACCACGCUAAAAGGACUGACUGGCUGGUUGGAGGAUAUCAAAAAGUACGCCCCGGAAGACGUAGACAUCAUCAUUUUGGGGAACAAGUGUGACGUGGUUGAGCAACGAGUUGUCUCACGAGAAGAAGGCGAAGAGUUUGCGAGGAAUCGGGGCCUGAAAUUUUUCGAGACAAGUGCAAAUGAAAACACGAAUAUAACAGAGGCCUUCGAAGCAAUGGCAGUUCUUCUUGCUAGCAAAGUUACAGAGACCAGGAAACGAGUCAACAGUGUCGCCAUUACGUCACCUGCACAGGCCAAUGGUAACGCCUCCAGACCCCAUGGUCCAGGUCCUAUGAGGCCCAAAUGUGCUUGCUAGCAGAUGAGGAAGGGUUGUAAGACAAAUUCCGUUACCUUCCUGUGGAACUUUGAGCCACAAGCUGGACUGAGAGAGAACGAAAUUUUCUUAGCAAAGGAGACUCGGUUAAUCGGAACUUAACUCCACUGGUUCUCGAGCAACUACUAAAUGCAGGCAUUACCAUCACAUCGCUACCAACAAAAUGACCACUCCCGACCAAUAUGGGUCUUUUCAACCGAUGAGGGGGUGCUUCUGCUCGAAGUGGAUACUGAUAUUGACGAGGACAGAAACAGUGACAAGACUUUAAACUUAUUUACUGCACCCGUACUGGCAUCAGGGCUAUGUAAAUUUAGGAUCAAGGCUGGAGUAGGUGGCUACGCCCCUUGCUAGGCUAGUACAGAGACGUAGACGCGUAAUUCGUCCAUGUUUCACCCCAUAGAAACCCCAUGCCACAACUCUGCAAAAGCUAGUAUUCGCUCUUGGCACGCUGCCACCAUAGGCAUGCAGAGCCUCGAUCUGGCGCUUUACACAAUAAAACAGCCGGUUCAGUUAUUCCUGUGUAUGUUGCUUAUGUAAUUUUGCGCGUGCUGCGUUAGUUCUUACACCAUGCAAUUGGACAAAGCGAUUCUCACGCGAUUGUACAAGCUGCCUAUUCGAGACUUUGUAUGCCAAUGGCGGCAGCGUGCAAAGAGCGAAUACUGCUGAGAACAUUGUUCUUUAAAAAGUAAUCAAUAUUCUCAGGAGAAUGGACGUGACUAAUGCCCAGGCGAGGUCACUACUAUCCGUUCUCCUGAGUAAAGCCUUAUUCAUUCCCAUGCAUAAAUACCUUUUUAUUCAGAGGGUCAAAAGAGGUACACAUAUGGAUUUCAAACGAUUUUGUUCUAAACUUUUACUUUCAUUAUCCUGUACACCCCCGUACAUUUCUUGGUACAUUAAUUUUAAAGUUGUCCAAUAGAUCCCCCUUCUAAUCAAUUAACUUGGCUGGUGUGGCGCUUGGCGUGCACACGGACUCCUGCCUGACCAAUCAGAAGCGAUUAAACUGUCUCGUGUCAAUGUGAUUGCGCGUGAUUUAUGCUAGCGUUAUCACUUCUCAGCGGGCAUUAUCAAAUGUUAAUACGCGGUCACGUGACGCGUUUUGACCAAUAGGAAUAGAAAAACUGUCCCAGGUAUUAAUGAAUGGCGUCUAGUACUCGUUGUCAUUCACAGUUUUGGAUUUCAGCGUGGGUUAAAUGCAUCCAGUUAUGACUGUGAUCCAGUCGAUUUUUACUGCGUAUGCGUACACAUGAAGUGACUACAGUUUCAGUACAUGUACUUGACGUGUAACAGUAAUGCAAAUUAAGUUGGUGACAAUUCAAUGUGGAAUACACUGAACAUUUUUGGAGAGAUGUUGGUCUAAAAAGUAUUUUUGUCGUAUAGUAGUGUUAAAAGUUCAGCUUAGAAAGCUAAAUAUGCUAUUGAUUCUUAUACUACAUUUAUUAUGGUGCAUAUCUAUAGUGGUAUUCACAACGAGGCCAAGAUGGCGGCUGAACUGACCAUGCUAAACUUGAUCACUCAUGUCAAUAUUACAUACAAUAAUAAGUUUUGUACAGCACAGCAAAUGUAUUUUAGCUGUUUUCCACCGAAAGACAAAAGUACAGAAUUAAUGUUAAAGAAAUGUGGCGAGGGUCAUUCUUCAAAUACUGCAAUAAUACGCGUAGUCGAUUUUUUCAUUUUAAAGUAACGUGCUGGUUGACUUUUUUAUAGUGAGAAUUGUAUCUGGUAGUGAAGAGAGUGCGCUGCUGAAAAAGUUCAAAGUUGUCUUUUUUACGUGAUUAUUGUUUUCAUGUUGUAAGCUGAAGUUGUAUUUACAUAAUACAAUGCAUUCGUUUUUAUAUUUUGUAUAAAUAAGACAUUUGGAAUAUGGGAAACGAUUCUCUAAGGCUGAAAGCCAAGCUGAACAUUGCAAUGCUAUUUUAAUUAAUAAACCAAAAUAAACACUUUUC
Acanthaster planci (crown-of-thorns starfish) is the source of this 2510-nucleotide messenger RNA. Its product is annotated as ras-related protein Rab-8B-like. Lineage: Eukaryota; Metazoa; Echinodermata; Asteroidea; Valvatida; Acanthasteridae. Gene Ontology annotation, molecular function: GTPase activity; GTP binding. The record is from RefSeq and is a predicted model, not a curated record.